UUCAGCAUACAUAUUCACGAAAGCGCGUAAACCACGGGAAACUUCGAUUGCGCCUAUUGUAAAGCACAGCCGACAAGUGGCCUAGCAAAUAAGAAUCGUAAAAAUCUCAGGGCGACAAUAAAUGUGCCACCGUUUGCAUCCGUGUGGAUAUUUCUCAUGCAUUUAGAGAGAUGCCGAAUGCUCGAAACGCCUGGCAGGUGCGCAGCUGAACACUUUGACAGUGAUGCCCGGACAAUGUUGGCUCCUCACAACGGCCGGAUAUCACUCCGCAUCACUGCCGGAGGUGCGGCAGUUCGCGGUUGAGGUUGCGUUAGGUGACUGCGCCCCGACCGAUAGAAGCCGAUCGGCUCUGUGCGAAUCAGCCGUUGCCUAUAAAGCACGCCACUUCAGUCAGGAGAUGGGAGGCACCGACGAAGCCUUCUGCUCUCUGGCAUGGACCCCUCACGCCCUUUUAUGUCGCCCUGCGCAGAACGUAAAGAACAGAGGUGGACGUCUCCAACUGAUCCUGGCCACCGAACCAUCGCCCUCGGAAACGGAACUUGGCUGCUAUAAGUCCUGAGGAGAGCGCGUGAUGCGUCGGGCCUUCGCGUUGACCACUGCUCUCGGGGCCCUGUGUUUCCUGUUCCUGUCGCGCUACACGACCGUGCUGCCCUGGCUCAGCUGGUGGAAGUCGGUGCGCUCGGAAGAAGACGAGGAUCUGGAGGCCAGCGGAUACCUGAUCCGCACACCGGAGUGCCACAUCCCCGCUUGGGAUCCGUUCGACCCCAGCGUGGCCCACCUUUACCGCAAGGUGGCCGACUUCGUGUGCCCCGGUAGACCCACCUUCCUCCGGGUCCGUCCCAACGCUGUGCUGGUCGCGGACGACGCUCUCCUCUGGCGUCACUACAAGCUCAAGCGUUCGCAGGUCAAGUGCACCUACAGGGAGGUCUUCAGGAACCCCAACGCCCCGGCGCACGUGGCCGAUGAUCGCUACAACCUGAGCGCUCCGAGACAGCUGACCUUCGGCCAGCCUCUGAAAGUGCACCACGCCAUCGUCAACUGCUUCCACAACCACCAGGAAGUGCUCGUGCAACACGUGCCCCUCGUGCCGGUGUCGCCGGAGCUCGAGCGCAAGCUCGAGCGACUCCAAGAGACUUCCGAGAAUUCGGAGGCGGUGAAGUUGAACGUGCUCAUGGUGGGAGUGGACUCGAUCUCGAACCUCAACUUCGAAAGGCACAUGCCGAGGACCAAGACGUUCCUGAAGGACGUUCUUGGUGCCGUGCAGCUUCACGGUUACACCAAGAUCGGCGACAAUACGUUCCCGAACAUAGUGGCGCUGCUGACCGGACAUUUCCUGGAGUACUACUGGAACGAAAGCCUCUCCAGGUUCACGUUCGACGGGCUGGACUUCGUGUGGAAAGAUUUCGCCAAGAGAGGGUACCGCUCACUGUUCGCCGAAGACGCGCCUAGCAUAGCCACUUUCAACUACCUCAAACACGGUUUCGCGAAACCGCCUGCAGACUACUACUUGAGACCGUUGUGCCUGGCCACUGAGAACUCGGCCGUGCGCUCCAAAGCGGGCCGUCACUGCUGGGGCUCCAAGAUGGAGAUGGAAGUCGUGUUCGACUACCUCGCCGACUUCGUCGAGGCGUGCCAGUCGCGCCCCCACUUCGGCUUCGCGUUCGUGGCUCGCCUCACGCACGACAGCCUCAACAACGCCGGAUACGCCGACGCGCCGUCGGUGCGCCUCCUCGAGCGACUCUACGGCAGCGGCGCGCUCAAGAACACGCUGCUUGUGUUCUUCAGCGACCACGGCUUGCGCUUCGGGCCCAUACGCUCGACGUUCGUGGGGAAGCUCGAAGAGCGCAUGCCCAUCAUGUUCCUCGCUUUCCCAGAAGCCUUCGCGCAGCAGUACCGGCCGCGACUGUCGCGACUGCGAACGAACACUCGGCGACUCACGACGCCGUUCGACGUGCACGCUACGCUGCAGCACCUGGCUUCGUUCUCGCCAGACCGUCCCCACCGGACGAUGCAUGGCGUCAGCCUGUUCCACGAGGUCGCGUUCAAUCGAAGCUGCGAUGACGCGUACAUCUUUCCGCACUGGUGCACCUGUCAGAACAGGACGGUGGUGUCCGUCAACGACCCCGGCGUGAUCAACGCGUCGCACGCGUUGGUGAGUGCCGUCAACUCCCAGCUGGAGCAUAGGGCCGAGCUGUGUAGCCCGCUCGCGCUCGACAAGGUCAUCGACGCCACGGUGUCGCAGCCCAACGACAAAGUGCUCCGCUUCGUGCGCCACUACCACGACGUGAUCGGCCGUGGAGUGCAGCUUGGAAAGCGAGUGACCGCGCCGCUGGAUUACAUGGUGACGGUGAUGGUGAAACCCAGCAACGCCCUGCUAGAGGCCACGAUCCGCUACUACGAGCCGACGGAACAGUACGUUGUGCUCGGUGACGUGAGCAGGUUGAAUAGGUACGGAAGUCAGGGGGAGUGCAUAUCUGACGCGGUCAUGCGCAAGUUCUGCUACUGUAGGACGCACCUGAAAGCCACUAGGGGACCGGGAUGAGGAACAUUGUUGUGGAGAAACAUCGGUUCGAAGCAGUGAUAACGAGGCCUAUGGACGGGACCUCGUGUCUUGUAGCACAUACGUUGUGACAUCCUUCAGCAACACACGUACACGUUCGCUUUUUUGUCUAGCGAGUAUACGAACAAUCUCCGGGGCCAUGAAUGAGAAGGAAGCUAUUAAUCAUUGAUCAUGACGUCUGUGUGUAAAGCAUGUCAACUUAACGGCAUUUCUGAAGACACGCUAAAUAUGAACGUUUUACCUGUUCCAGACAGGAAGCGCUGUUGUAGUGUGCUUCGAAGAUGUAUUGAAAUUUAAUUUCAUUUAUUUAUUAUCAUAGCCGUCUCAGAGAGGAUAGGCUAAUGCGUAGAUAUAUCAUAUGGACAUUAUGCAAUUCGAGGAAGCUGCAGAACUGAUAACUAGAUAACCUAAAAGACGGUGCGAAGCUGGGUCAGUUCGUGUAGAUCAAUGAGAAAAUCCACCAAGAUACCACGAACAAAGUUCAGCGAUUGUUUCGUGUGGCCCGUUCCGUGUUCACAUUAAAAGAACACCGGUCAGAAACUAUAUAGUGACACUAUCAGAUCCACCGCAUUGCUACCUGCUUUAUUAGUCACAUAUGCAUCACCAUAAUAGACUGUCAUAUUAAGUGCGGGUUCCAGCACGUACAGGAUACAGAUCUGAGCAUUGUCUGUGAUACGCGUAGAAAAACGUGGGGUGAUAUGACUAACAGUAUGCUGAGCGAGUAGCUUAUAAAUAAGAUCAUUUGUUAUCUGUAUAACGAAUUGAAUAGGGAAAUGAAGGUAUUUGAGCGAAGGUCACGGCUCUGCUGUUUCUAGUCACCAAUGAACGAGCUUUUCACGCGAUGAAACUGAACUGCAGAACCUGUAGUAGUUCUGCACCAGAAAGAUAGAA
Dermacentor silvarum is the source of this 3451-nucleotide messenger RNA. RefSeq lists its product as uncharacterized. NCBI's taxonomy places the organism in Eukaryota, Metazoa, Arthropoda, Arachnida, Ixodida, Ixodidae. The record is from RefSeq and is a predicted model, not a curated record.